CUGUAGUUUCCGCCCUGCUGAUCUGUCCAAGCGCGCACACCGUGCAGUGAUGCAGAGCCAUGUGCGCCAAUAUGUACCACACUUUGGAGGAGAGCAGUACUUGUUUUUGUUCCUCGUCUGCUCUAGAUUCUGUACACUGGGAAAUGUGUUUCAGAAAGAUGUUUCUUCAGUGAGGCAGACUGUUAAGUCUUUAAUUUAAAGACUGCAAGUCAUCGCAUCAGGUCUGACUGUGGUCUGGUUUACCAGACAUAGAUUGAGAUUUUGCUUGAUGGCAUUUAAAAAGCUCCUUAUAGUUAAAAGCAAAAAGGACCAGAAGUAAUGAGAGAAAAACAGCAAGUAAAUAUGUCCCAAACAGAGCCGGAGAGAGCAAAACCAGCUGAAACUGGACAGAAAAGGAAACAAGAGGCUGAAAGGAGUGAGCGAGUGAGGGAGAGGAUGAAGAGAGGAAGCAUCUUGUCCAACAGAAGUCUAGAGAUGAGUGAAAAAAAUCCACAUUCAGCGGCCUCUCCGGAUGGCGGAUGGGGCUGGAUGAUCGUGGCUGGAUGUUUUCUCACCACCGUUUGCACACGUGCGGUCACUAGGUGUGUUUCCAUCUUUUUUGUGGAAUUCCAGUCAUACUUUUCCAGAGAUUAUUCUGCAACUGCAUGGAUACACUCUCUGCUGGAUUGCACUACAAUGUUGUGUGCACCACUGGGUAGUUACAUAGGGAACCGCCUCUCUUCUCGUAUAGCUGUCAUUAUUGGUGGACUUCUUUCCUCUGCUGGUCUGCUGCUCAGCUCACUGGCCACCAGCGUAGAGUUCCUGUAUCUUACACUGGGUGUUCUUACAGGUGUGGGAUUUGCCCUUAGUUACACUCCUGCAAUCGCCAUGGUGGGUUCUUACUUCAGCGAGAGAAAAGCGCUGGCUUACGGGAUUGCCAUGUCAGGCAGCGGCAUUGGAACCUUCAUACUAGCACCGGCUGUGCAACUCCUCAUUGAGUUCUUCUCCUGGAGGGGUGCGCUGCUCAUUCUUGGGGGUUUGGUGUCCCACCUAUGUGUCUGUGGAGCCCUUAUGAGACCUUUGGAAGGCCAAAGAGGGAGGCAGAAGGAGAUGGACUUGGAGAGUGACAAAAGGGUUGAUUUGCUGAAUAUGAAACUUGCUGAUACAGUCCUCAGUGUUGAAUUGAGUGCACAGGAAUGGAGAUCAGUGGAGGUAAAUCAUAUGGAUACAGAUAAAAUGAUUAAAGAGAGAGGGGGAAAAGAACAAGCUGAGAAUAUGCAGAGGGAUGGAAAAGAACAGAUGGAGGCAGAUAAGUCAGGGCCCUCUGAUGCAAAGCAUACACACUCCGAUGAGGAACUAAACUAUAGACAGGAUCUUUCUGAAGACUCCGAGACAGUGAGCAGAAACACAGAUGAAUGGAACAUCUCGGGCUCAGCUUUAGUACAAUCAGAUGGUGGCUGUUUGCCCACCAAUCAAGAGAAUACAGCUAUCCCAGAAACAAAAUCCGAAGCAAACGCUAACCACACCACUCUGGCGCAAUCAAAGGUGGUAAACACAAACUUACUGAAGGAGUCCAAGGAAAAUGUAUGGUCUAUCAUAAGGAAACCCGUAUUGAGAGAAUAUUCCUUCCUGUUGAUACCAGACUUCCUGUUGCUGUUGGUGUCCUACCUGUUCCUUGCAUAUGGUUGCAGUGUACCAUUUGUGUAUCUUGUGCCCUAUUCACUGAGUGCAGGCGUCAGCCCUCAACAGGCAGCAUUACUCAUGUCCAUACUUGGAGUCAGGAUUGUCGGAACUAUCACUUUUGGUUGGAUUGCUGAUAGAAAGUGUUUAAGGCCAUAUAGGGUGGUGAGUUACAUGCUGGCUGUGGGGUCAGAAGGGCUAAGUUGUCUCUUUCUGCCUCUGCUGAAUGGAUUUUCCCUGCUCGUCCCCUUUUCUCUCAUCUACGGCUACUUUGAUGGAGCUUACGUGGCACUUAUUCCUGUGGUGACCUCUGACACUGUCAGCUCUACCCACCUGACCUCAGCUCUGGGAGUUGUUUACUUCCUCCACGCCAUCCCCUACCUCAUCAGCCCACCUAUCGGAGGUUGGCUAGUGGAUCAGACAGGCUCCUACACAGCUACAUUCUUCCUCAGUGGAGUCUCUCUGAUCUGCAGUGCUGUGAUUCUGGCUGCUGUGAGAGUGAUCAUCCGCUGCACUAGAGGGAGCUCUUGCAUAAACUGACUCACAACCAGGUACAGGAGAUUUCUAAAGCAGUAGAAAAGUACAGCAAUAUUGCUGUCAAGAAACAUGAAAGUGCCCCCUCCGGAGUUAAACAGGGUUAUAUGAGAGUUUUUAUGUUCCUGAUCCAAAGCUCUCAUCAGUGAGAUGGACUGCCAUAACACAAGCUCAAACCUCCCAAAAUACAGGAUUUUACUUAUAAUUUUGUGUUUUAAAGGUGAAAUUUUGUCGUUGAGACUGAUAGUAACUUAUGUAAAAUGUUCCAAAUAUUUUAAUGAGUUUGCUACAAAAGAAACUGAUUCCGUAUUUGACAUUUAUUUGAUAUUUGUCUCUCAAGCAGAUUGAAUCUGAUUGGCUGGUCAGACAAACCAACAGCUGUCCUUUGCCCAGUAGUUACAUGUAUACUGCUCCAUUCACAGCUCAAUGUAUUUAUAAUGUACACUACCGUUCAAAAGUUGUAAGAUUGUAAGAUUUUACCCCCGGUUUCACAGGCCAGGCUUAAGCUAGUCCCAGACUAAAAUGCAUGUUUGAGCUCUUUUAACUGAAAGCAACUUGCGCUGACAUUUCUUAAAAUAUGUCAGUGCCAUUGUUUUGUCUCAAGAUUCACACCAGUAAUGUUUUUUUUCUAGGGCUUAUAAAAACUACUUAAAUGUCCUAAUUGAACUAAGGCCUUAUCCUGGCUUAGUCUAAGCCCUGUCUGUGAAAGCGGGCGUAAGUGUUUUUGAAAGAAGCCUCUUAUGCUCACCAAGGAUGCACACUGAGUCACAAAUAUAGUAAAAGAGCAGUACUGUGAAAUAUAUGUUAAAAACAGAUGUGCUGUUUAUUAUUUUUUGUGGAAACUAGUUUUUUUUUUUUUUUUUUUUUUUUUUUUUUCAGGAUUCUUUGAUGAAUAGAAAUUUGUUUAGAAAUGGAAAUAAUUUGUAACGUUAUAAAUGCCUUCACUGUCACUUUUGAUCAAUUUAAUUUGUCCUUGCAGAAUAAAAGUAAAAAUUUCUUUAAAAAAAUCCCAACCUUUUGAACAGUAGUGUAUACAGCUACAUACACUGUUUACAAACAGCCAAGCUCACUGUCCUUAAAACACUCAGAUCAAAUGUAACUCUAUUCAGUGUCAUAAGUUUUGAAUUCUUUGAAUGUUUUAAUUUUUUAAUUAUGGCAAAUGAGUUAAAUGUGAGCUUUCCUAAUUCUGCAUCAAUCCGCAGAGCUUUCUUUGGACUUAGGAGUGAAUAUUCUGUGUGAGCUGCUCACCAUUCAGAUAAUGCUUUGGUGAAUAGACUUUAUGGACUCUCAUGAAAAAUAUGACUAAAUCAUUGCUAAGGAAACAACAAUAAUAUUAGAUGCUAUAUGUAAGCAGUAUCAGAUGGCCUGUAUUUCAUAUAAAGGUCACAAACAAUUCUGUGCCUUUGAUGGGAAUAAUGGUUUUUGACAAGAAGGGGAACAAAUUACACAGUUUUAAUCUCUUGUUUUACAUUUUUUUUAAAUUACAUCAAAUACCUUGUGAUUCUCAACAAUACGCAUUUAUUUGUACGUGACCUUGUGUUUGUGUUUGUUACAGUAGAUAAUAUUCAAUUUGUCAGAAUGUAUCUUCAGACUUUCCACCGGCAAGCAACAAAGUUUCCUUAAGAAAAUGUAAAAACAGAAAAUCAUGUUUGAAAUGCACUCAACUUUGAGAAAAGGGCGUUCAUUUUUAUGUUACUGCACACUGAAAACAAAGUUACAAAAUCAACAGGUCAAGCAGGUCAGGUCUGAGCAGGUCAAGUAAAUCUAAUCAACAAACUAAAAAAACUAAUCAAAAAUGGAUGGGAGAAAACAGUGUUUAUAAUUAAAUGUUUAUUAUUGUAUUUGAAACAGAAACAUGUACUGUAAGCAACACAUUUCUAUAUCCACAUUUCAGAAAUGAAAGUCUCAAAAAAAAAGGCAGUUGUGAACGUGUUUUCUGUGAACAAUAGUUAUAAUCAGAAGCAAUAAGCACAUGAUUCAGCUCCAAGAAGUGUUUUUUUUUUUUUUUUUUUUUUUUUUUUUUUUUUUUUUUU
This is a messenger RNA of Ctenopharyngodon idella (grass carp), 4226 nucleotides long. RefSeq names its product solute carrier family 16 member 12a (gene slc16a12a). Lineage: Eukaryota; Metazoa; Chordata; Actinopteri; Cypriniformes; Xenocyprididae. The record is from RefSeq and is a predicted model, not a curated record. Gene Ontology annotation, biological process: monocarboxylic acid transport; transmembrane transport. Gene Ontology annotation, molecular function: monocarboxylic acid transmembrane transporter activity.